AUGCGCCAAGCAGCGUUGCUAGUUCUCCUCUCAGCUGGUGCUACAGCUAUCCUAUUUGGAGGUGGUGGCGGAGGUGGCGGUUGCUGCGGAGGCGGUGGUGGCGGCGGCGGAGGCUGCUGCUGUCCCUGUGGAGGAGGUGGCGGUUACGGAGGUGGUGGUGGUUUCCCCGGAGGAGGCGGCGGUGGUUUCCCCGGAGGAGGUUUCGGCGGCGGCGGAUGCGGUGGCCGUAGGAAGAGGGAAGCAAACAACGUCGUCUCUUCUGAAGACAUCAACAAGUGCAACAGUGAAGAGCUCCGUGCUAUGCUGCGCGAUAACAUGAAAACUGAUGUGAAGAGCAGUCUGACGGCCAUAAGCGAGAAGCUGACAAAUAGCCAUGAUUUUACCGUACUCUGUGGAGAUAGGAAGCUGCAAUUCGUGGCCGAUGUUGACGACUAUUGCCAAGUCCAGGUUGAAGAAAUCCACUGCGCUAUAUUCCGCAUCAAAUCAAAAGAAGUGACUGCUCCCCUAGCUGCAGCUCCCAUAGUCAGCCCCGUCUCAACGCCAUCUCACGAAGCAAAUGUGCUCCCCAACCCCGUCUUAAAAGCUGAAACUCAAGCAGUGACCGCAGCCAACGAAGAGAAGAAAGACCAGCCAAAGCCUGAAGUCCAGAAGAACUAA
Molecule: messenger RNA, 657 nt
Organism: Cylicocyclus nassatus
Lineage: Eukaryota; Metazoa; Nematoda; Chromadorea; Rhabditida; Strongylidae
Source: the annotation of a GenBank genome assembly